Messenger RNA from Dipodomys spectabilis (banner-tailed kangaroo rat), 3821 nucleotides. It is a transcript of the gene Cilp, whose product is annotated as cartilage intermediate layer protein. The record is from RefSeq and is a predicted model, not a curated record. Lineage: Eukaryota; Metazoa; Chordata; Mammalia; Rodentia; Heteromyidae. Bases 191 to 3733 code for a protein of 1180 amino acids. The transcript is spliced from 9 exons.
CUGUGCUAUAUAAGGCCCGCUGCCCGGGCGGCAGGACAGGAGAAAGCUUGGACCCCCUCCGCUGCCAAGUCGUGCUCAGGACCUGGUCACUGGAUCUGAGAAACUUCCCAGGGAAUGUUCUAGAGACAGCUGCCUCUGUGAAGCACUCUUGCCCAUCUCCUGCCACGUCUCCACAGGACCUGAGAGGAAGAUGGGGGGAACCAAAGCCUGGAUGUUAUCCUUCCUGGUCCUGGAAGUCACCUCGGUGUUGGGGAGGCAGAUGAUGCUCAAUCCGUUGGUGAGAAGAAUCCAGCCUGGAAAGAGGACCUCCAACACCUUUGUCAAGCCUGCUGAGCCCCCAGAGAGUCCUGGUGAGUGGACAGCGUGGUUUAACAUCGACCACCCAGGCGGGAAGGGUGACUAUGAGCGCCUGGACGCCAUUCGCUUCUACUACGGGGACCGAGUGUGUGCCCGGCCCCUCCGGCUGGAGGCCCGGACCACUGACUGGAUGCCUGCAGGCAGCAAUGGCCAAGUGGUCCAUGGCAAUCCCCGAGAGGGCUUCUGGUGCCUCAACCAGGAACAGAGGCCUGGCCAGAACUGCUCCAAUUACACUGUGCGCUUCCUCUGUCCACCAGGGUCCCUGCGUGGAGACGUGGAGCGCAUCUGGAGCCCUUGGUCUCCCUGGAGCAAGUGCUCAGCGGCUUGUGGUCACACCGGAGUCCAGACCCGCACACGCACCUGCCUGGCAGAGACCGUGUCAAUGUGCACUGAGGCCACAGAAGAGGGCCAGCUCUGCGUGAGCCAGGCCUGCAGAGCAUGUGACCUGACCUGCUCCAUGGGGCAGGCGAAUGCUGACUGUGAUGCCUGCAUGUGCCAGGAUUUCAUGCUUCAUGGGGUUAUCUCCCUCCCUGGGGGGGCCCCUACCUCAGGGGCUACCGUCUACCUGCUGACCAAGACACCCAAGAUGCUCACCCGGACAGACAGUGAUGGCAGGUUCCAAGUCCCCGGCUUGUGUCCAGAUGGCAAAAGCCUCCUGAAGGUCACCAAGGUCAAGUUUGCCCCUAUUGUGCUCACCAUGCCAAAGACCAGCCUGAAGACAGCCACUGUCAACGCAGAAUUCACCAGGGCAGAGACUCCCUACAUUGUGAUGAACCCUGCGAGCAAAGCACGGAGAGCCGGGCAGAGUGUUUCCCUGUGCUGCAAGGCCACGGGCAAGCCCAGUCCAGACAAGUACUUCUGGUAUCACAAUGACACGCUACUGGAUCCCUCCCUCUACAAGCACGAGAGCAAGCUGGUACUGAGAGGUCUGCAGCAGGACCAGGCUGGGGAGUACUUUUGUAAGGCACAGAGUGAUGCUGGGGCUGCAAAGUCCCACGUUGCUCAGCUCACGGUCAUAGCACCUGAUGAGCCUCCUUGCAACCCAAUCCCUGAGAGCUACCUCAUCCGGCUGCCCCAUGACUGCUUCCAGAAUGCCACCAACUCCUUCUACUACGAUGUGGGCCGCUGUCCUGUGAAGACGUGUGCGGGGCAUCAGGAUAACGGCAUCCGGUGUCGGGAUGCAGUGGAGAACUGCUGUGGCAUCUCCAGAAUGGAAGAGCGGGAGAUCCAGUGCCAUGGGUACACACUGCCCACCAAGGUGGCCACGGAGUGCAGCUGCCAACGGUGUGCAGAGACCCGGAGCAUCGUGAGGGGCCGGGUCAGUGCUGCGGACAAUGGCGAGCCCAUGCGCUUUGGCCACGUGUACCUGGGGGGCCAUCGUGUGAGCAUGACGGGCUACAAGGGCACCUUCACCCUCCAUGUCCCCCAAGACACGGAGAGGCUGGUGCUCACGUUCGUCGACAGGUUGCAGAAGUUUGUCAAUACGACCAAAGUGCUCCCCUUCAACCGGAAGGGGAGUGCUGUAUUCCAUGAAAUCAAGAUGCUUCGCCGGAAGGAACCCAUCACUUUGGAUGCGAUGGAGACCAACAUCAUCCCCCUGGGAGAGGUGGUGGGCGAAGACCCCGUGGCUGAACUGGAAAUCCCAUCGGGGGCUUUCUACCGACAGAACGGGGAGCCCUAUACGGGCAAAGUGCAGGCCAGCGUGACCUUCCUGGACCCCAGGAAUAUUUCCACAGCCACAGCUGCCCAGAGCGAUCUGAACUUUGUCACGGAUGAAGGGGACACGCUGCCCCUUCGUACAUACGGCAUGUUCUCCGUGGACUUCAGAGAUGAGAUCACAGCUGAGUCACUUAAUGCUGGCAAAGUCAAGGUGCACCUGGACUCCACCCAGGUCAAGAUGCCGCAGCACGUGCCCACCAUGAAACUGUGGUCGCUCAACCCAGACACGGGGCUGUGGGAGGAGGAAGGGGAUUUCAAAUUUGAAAGCCAAAGGAGGCACAAAAGGGAAGAGAGAACUUUCUUGGUGGGCAACAUGGAGAUACGUGAGAGACGCCUCUUUAACCUGGACGUCCCAGAAAGCCGAAGAUGCUUCAUUAAAGUGAGAGCCUAUCGGAGUGAGAGGUUCUUGCCCAGUGAGCAAAUUCAGGGUGUCGUCGUCUCCGUGAUCAAUCUGGAGCCCCAAACUGGCUUCUCAUCCAACCCCAGGGCCUGGGGUCGCUUUGACAGUGUCAUUACAGGCCCCAAUGGAGCCUGUCUGCCUGCCUUCUGUGAUGACCAAACCCCAGAUGCUUAUUCUGCCUAUGUCCUGGCAAGCCUGGCUGGGGAGGAACUAGAAGCAGUGGAAUCUUCUCCUAAAUUCAACCCCAACGCGAUCGGUGUCCCUCAGCCCUACCUUCACAAGCUCAAGUACCGCCGGACGGACCACGAAGAUCCAAGGGUUAAAAAGACAGCUUUCCAGAUCAGCAUGGCGAAGCCAAGGCCCAACUCUGCUGAGGAGAGCAAUGGACCCAUCUAUGCCUUUGAGAACCUCCGGGCCUGUGAAGAGGCACCCCCUAGUGCAGCCCACUUCCGCUUCUACCAGAUCGAGGGAGAUCGGUAUGAUUAUAACACCGUCCCUUUCAAUGAAGAUGACCCCAUGAGCUGGACUGAAGACUAUCUGGCAUGGUGGCCCAAGCCAAUGGAAUUCAGGGCGUGCUAUAUCAAGGUGAAGAUUGUAGGACCCCUGGAGGUGAAUGUCCGAUCUCGAAACAUGGGGGGCACCCACCGGCAGACAGUAGGGAAGCUGUAUGGAAUCCGAGAUGUGAAGAGUACAAGAGACAGGGACCAGCCGAAUGUCUCAUCCGCCUGUCUAGAGUUCAAGUGUAGUGGGAUGCUCUAUGACCAGGACCGUGUGGACCGCACACUGGUCAAGGUCAUUCCCCAGGGCAGCUGCCGUCGAGCCAGUGUGAACUCCAUGCUGCAUGAGUACCUGGUCAACCAUCUUCCAUUGGCGGUCAACAAUGACACCAGUGAAUACACCAUGCUGGCACCCCUGGAUCCACUGGGCCAUAACUAUGGCAUCUAUACCGUCACCGAUCAGGACCCUCGCGUGGCCAAGGAGAUUGCACUUGGCCGGUGUUUCGAUGGCACGUCUGAUGGCUCCUCCAGAAUCAUGAAGAGCAACGUGGGCGUGGCCCUCACCUUUAACUGUGUGGAGAGGCAGGUGGGCCGCCAGAGUGCCUUUCAGUACCUCCAGCCCCCGGCUGCAGGCACCAGCCAAGGAAGAGUGCCCUCUUCCAGGAGGCAACAGCGGGCAAGCAGGGGUGGCCAGCGCCGGCGAGGAGGGGUGUCUUCCCUGAGAUUUUCUGGAGUUGCUCAGCAGCCUCUGAACAACUAAGCAUUGUGGUUUCUUCAUCCUCCUCAUGCCCCCACCCCCACCCCACCUCAUGUGAGAUUGAUGGACAGCGCCUUAAUUUAAACUCAUC